AUGUCAUCUCGGAAGAAAUCUCGUCAAGAACAAAGAAAUUUGAUUAAUUCGCAAAAUAUCACAUGGCGAAAUGAUGAUUCUAAAUUUGGACAAGUGAUGCUAGAGAAGAUGGGUUGGAAACCGGGUUCUGGAUUAGGCAAAUAUGAACAAGGAAUCACUGAAAAUUUACAAAUGAAAGCAAACGUUUUAACAAAAGGUUUAGGAUGUAAUGAAAGAAACGAUGAAGUUUGGAUUGCUCAUCAUGAUAGCUUUGCAGCUAUUUUAGCUGAUUUAAAUAAGAAAAAAGAGAAUUCAAAAGCUGCUAAUCCAGUGAGGAAUAAUUUGAACAAAGUGAAGUCAAAAGUAAUCCUAAAUGAGCACAGGAAAGAUAGAUAUAUUCCAAAUUUAUCAAUGAUGUCAGAAAAAGAUAAAUGUGCUAUUUUUGGCAAGAGAUCAGCACCAAGUACUAGUGAUAAAAGCAUUGACGAGAAUAAGCAGAAAGAUGAAGUUAAAUCAGCACCGGCAUCUGGGAAUAUGAUUGUCAAUAAGAUUUCGAUCAAUGAUUAUUUUGCAGAGAAAAUGCUAAAAUUGAACGAAAGGCGAAAAAUUUAA
Messenger RNA from Brugia malayi, 591 nucleotides. Its product is annotated as MGC82072 protein, putative. The transcript is spliced from 5 exons. Bases 1 to 591 code for a protein of 196 amino acids. Gene Ontology annotation, cellular component: nucleolus. NCBI's taxonomy places the organism in Eukaryota, Metazoa, Nematoda, Chromadorea, Rhabditida, Onchocercidae. Gene Ontology annotation, biological process: regulation of ribosome biogenesis. The record is from RefSeq and is a predicted model, not a curated record. Gene Ontology annotation, molecular function: telomerase inhibitor activity; nucleic acid binding.